This is a messenger RNA of Bursaphelenchus okinawaensis, 369 nucleotides long. The record is from the annotation of a GenBank genome assembly. NCBI's taxonomy places the organism in Eukaryota, Metazoa, Nematoda, Chromadorea, Rhabditida, Aphelenchoididae.
AUGCGGGGACAUUAUGGUACGUUGUUCUUAGGGGAAGGCGAAUACCAACAAGCCGAAAGAAACACUUACUCUGAACGUGCCGGAAAAGAUGUGAGUUCGACCAGAAGUAACCGGUUUUCGUUGCGCGUUAUUGCUGAGGCGGCGGAAGCUCAUUUGGCCAGCGGCCGAAAGGCGACCGCUCAUCGCGCCGCCGACGUUGUUGACCUUGCGACUCCAGCCGAACGUCGACCGCUGGGAUUGACUGUGCGUGAGAGCGGUCGGGGUGUUUUCACAGUUUGCUGUAAUAUCAUUGGAAUGAGAGCGAAUCGCUGUAGAAGGCAUGGCAAAUUCGUGAGGAUGGAGGGACUCAGUCAACCAUUUCUCGUCUGA